Messenger RNA from Euleptes europaea (tarantolino), 1794 nucleotides. RefSeq names its product coilin (gene COIL). The record is from RefSeq and is a predicted model, not a curated record. Gene Ontology annotation, biological process: spliceosomal snRNP assembly. Bases 1 to 1770 code for a protein of 589 amino acids. Lineage: Eukaryota; Metazoa; Chordata; Lepidosauria; Squamata; Sphaerodactylidae. The transcript is spliced from 7 exons. Gene Ontology annotation, molecular function: U1 snRNA binding; U2 snRNA binding. Gene Ontology annotation, cellular component: Cajal body.
AUGGCGGCGUCCUCUGCCGGCGGCCAGGGCUCGGUGCGGGUCCGGCUGCAUUUUGACUAUCCGCCCCCGGGAAGCCCGACUUGCGGGGUGUGCUGGUUGCUUUUGGAGCCGAGUCAAGUGCGCCUUGUUACCGACUUGAGCAGCCUCAUCCGGGAUAAGUUUGGCUUCAGCCGCCGCGCCAAACUCGGCCUUUUCCUCGACGGGGCUCUCCUGCCGCCCACUGAAAGCGCGCGGCUCGUGCGGGAUAACGACUCUCUCAGAGUUAAAUUGGAAGAGAUUAUUGGAGGAAAUAGCUAUGAUGAAACUACCAAUGGUUUCACAAUCCCUUCGAAAAAAGAGAGAAAGCGACAGAGACCAAAGCUGGAGGCAGAGAAGUCUAAUAGUGAAGAUGAAGAGCACAGAAAAAAGAAGAAGAAGAGGAACGUUGAGAACUUUUCUAGCCAGGAAGACAGUAGUACAAAUAAUCAGGGUCCUAAAAAAUGUAAGAAAAAGAGAAAGAAUGUGAUGGAAAGAGAUACUGUGGCAGACAGUAAAAAUGAUGACAGUACUUUCCAUUCCAGAAAGCUUAAAAAUCGAAACAACCAGGAGAAAAAGCAAGAGGCAGGGAACAAGGACAAGAAGCAAAAAGCAAGGACACUUGAAGCAAAGAACACUUCACAAAAGACACUUCUAGCGAUGAAAAAUACAGUUGCAAAACCUGGCACAAAGAAAGGUGGAACCUCAAGUGAAUCUGUUACUUCAUCUGACAGCAACAACAGUGUUGUACACACCAAACAAAUUCUAUCACAUAAGGUGACAACACAGCACACACAGAAAUCACAGUGCGAGGAUUCUCAUGCGAAACCCAUUUCUGCUUGUAAACUUGCUGCUAAGCCUAAAGAUGGAAAUUCUCCUAAACUAGCAAAAAGUAAAGAGGCUGAAGGUCAGUCCUCUAGUUCAGAUUCUGAUUCCAGUUCAGGGGAAGAGGAAGAGCAGCAGAGCAGUAAUCUGAAAAGUAAAAUACCCAGUAGCAAGCAAGAAACUGUAUCAGGCCUGACUUCAAAGCCCAAACUAGAAACUUCCUCCUCACAGUCUGAUAGUUCCGAAUCUGAGACUUGUACCGCCAAGAGCCCCAAGACAAAUACAGUGUUGGGUCAGCCUGUGAGAGGAAAUAAUGUCAAAAAACUCCCAGCUGCUACUUGUGGACUCAUUGCAAGCCCCAGUGAUGCUGGAAGGGGACGUGGGAGAAUUGAACCGUUGUGGAGAGGACCUAGAGUUCGUGGUUGUCGUGGGAUGGCCAGGGGCAGAGGGAGGGGAGAAAGUCCUUUCUUCUUCAAUUACAAUGGCGAAUACCAGAAACAACAACAGUUGAAUGAAGCAGCAACCAACACUUCAGUUAUUAUCCAGAAUCCAUUGGAGGUUCCAAAGAAGGACUAUAGUACACUACCUCUGUUAGCUGCUCCACCACAAGUAGGAGAGAAAAUUGCCUUUAAGCUUUUAGAACUAACUGAAAAUUACAGUCCUCAAGUAUCCGAUUACAAGGAAGCAAAAAUCAUCAAUUGGAACCCCACGAACAAGCAAAUAGAACUUGAAAUUCUUUCUUGUUCAGCAGUGGCAAAAGAGCCUGGAAAGUUUGAUCUGGUUUACCAGUCUCCAGAUGGAACAGUAACUAUAGAGCGUGCAGUCUCUCAGGAUGAAAAGAUAACUGAACGUUGGGAUGCUCUGAUUGAGCCAAGACUGAUCAUUGAUCCUCCUAACAGUGAAUCGACUGCUGAAAAUGGAAAUCCCUAGGAUGUAAACAUGCUUGUCCUGUGU